CUUGGAAUCACACCACUCUUUCAGGCAAGGCUUCGAGACGUUGUGUGGCACUGCGGCUCAUUGAUUGAUAUCUUAUCACUGAUUAAGAAGAGAAGCUGGUGUACAUCUCACUUUAGCGAAGGCAGUCGAUAGCUCAAACAGUUUGUUUUCUAGUGCUCACUGAGAGGUGAAGCAAACUCAGGAUCGUUGAAGGAACAGUUAUGGCGACUGCUAGCGUUACCCCGAGCCGUGAAGCUGGCCGGUCAGCGGCCUCUACACCUCUCUCCCCUACGCGGAUAUCUCGCUUACAAGAGAAACAAGAUUUGCAGCAUCUGAACGAUAGGCUGGCCGUGUAUAUCGACCGUGUCCGGGCACUGGAAUUGGAGAACGACCGGCUGAUGGUGAAAGUGUCUGAGAAAGAGGAGGUGACUACUAGGGAGGUAACAGGCCUGAAGUCUCUUUAUGAGGCAGAGUUAGCUGAUGCUCGACGGGUUUUGGAUGAAACUGCUAAAGAGAGAGCCAGGCUCCAGAUAGACCUUGGCAAGGCUCAUGCUGACCUGGAAGAAGCCACACGCAAUACCAAGAAGAAAGAUAGUGAUCUUGCUGCAGCGCUGUCCAGGGCCAGUGGUUUGGAAGGCCAGCUGAAUAAGAGUGAAGCAGCUCUUUCAACAGCUGUAAGCCAGAAUACUGCUUUGACUUGUGAGCUAGCUGAUGUCAAGAGUCUGCUGGCUAAGGCAGAGGACAGCCAUGCUGUUGCUAAGCGCCAACUGGAGGCUGAGACACUGAUGCGUGUAGACUUGGAGAACCGCUGUCAAUCACUGAGUGAGGAGCUGGAGUUCAGGAAGAGCAUGUUUGAAGAGGAGGUGCGCGAGUCACGACGUCGACAGGAGCAAAGAAUAGUGGAGGUGGACUCUGGAGUAAGACAGGACUAUGAGUUCAAACUGACACAAGCUUUGCAGGACCUAAGGAGACAACAUGAUGAGCAAGUUUCUCUUUAUAAGGAAGAACUGGAGCAAACUUUUCAGGCCAAGUUGGAUAAUGCAAAAGUGUCCUCAGAGAUUAAUGACAAGGUAAUGAGCACCGCUAAAGAGGAGCUACAGGAGUCCCGCACAAGAAUAGAGAGUCUUGGAUAUCAACUCAGUGCCCUGCAGAAACAGGUGGCUGCCUCAGAAGAUCGCAUCAGAGAGCUGGAAGAAAUUCUGUCUGCAGAGCGAGACAAGCAUCGCCGUGCCAUGGAAGCAAAAGAGCAGGAGAUGGCUGAAUUGAGGGAAAUGAUGAACUCUCAACUCAGUGAAUACCAGGAAUUGCUGGAUGUGAAGCUUGCUCUAGAUAUGGAGAUCAAUGCAUAUAGGAAAUUGUUGGAAGGAGAAGAACAUAGACUGAAGCUGUCCCCCACCCCAUCUUCUCGAGUCACUGUUUCCAGGCUAACGGGAUCUUCUUCCUCCCGCUCCUCCAAGAGGAUGAGAGUGGAGGUGGAGGCUAAGGAUUUGACAGAGAUGGAAAGAGAGGGGCAGCUGCUGGUGUCAGAAGAGGCCACAGCUAGUGGAGCAGUUGCCAUAUCACCAACUGAUAUGGAUGGAAAUGCAGUCACACUCACCAAUGAUACUGAGCAGGACCAGCCUUUGGGCAACUGGAGAUUGAAGAGAGAAAUUGAUGAUGGGGAGGAGAUCAUCUACAAGUUCUCCCCAAAAUUUAUCCUCAAGGCUGGACAGUCAGUCACGGUGUGGUCCGCUGACGCUGGUGUGGCCCACAGUCCACCAUCUGACUUGUUGUGGAAAAGCCAGGCUUCCUGGGGCACAGGAAGUGACAUUGUUACCACUUUGAUCAACGCUGAUGGAGAGGAGGUGGCAAGGAGAAGUGUGACCAAGACCCAGGUGGAGGUAGAAAAUGGAGAGGAAGAGGAGGAAGUGGCACAAACGUUGAUUGACAGGUCUGCUUGAAAGAUGCGCGGAAAUGCGAGAAAGUCAGAAUAAACACCUUUCAAGUGAGUGGUACGUAUCGAGCGAACCUACUUUCAUGGACGAUAUAAUUCUCAGGUAAGUUUUAAGGUGGUUUCCAAAUGAAUCAUUGUUUUAAACUACUGGCAACAUGGGUGCACAUUUCAAAGAGAGAAUAUUUUGUCGCCAGUGGUUAAAGCUGCAGUCAAUUCCAGCCAUUUUCAGUACAAAAAAAAUCGCUAAUAUUCUAUUUGUAAAUAAAAAUAUGACGAGAAAUACAGGGAAUAUUGGACGCGCAUCGCGAGGUGCAUUUCCUCGAAAACGACCUAUUCGUGGAUCAUAUACCGUCUUCAAGACAUGUUUUGGACAAAAUAGUUUACUGGCUUGUUUCGUCUGGAUGACCAAGGUUGGAUUAUGGCCGGUUUUUGUGGAAUAUUUUCAUCUGUGUGUAAUAAUGAACCCGGAAAUGUGAGUCGCGCUGUGUACGUUGAAGCCGUGUACAGAGAACGGAUGGAUGGAUGUUCGUUUUUUGUCGGACAAAUGUGUUUAUAUUACCCGCUGUCGUAAUCACAUCUGAAAGUGGUUUAUACCGGCGGAUUCAUGAGAGUCUAAGCUUUCCAUCGGCGUAUAGUGUUUGUAUAAUCGCGUUUGCAGUUUCAGACAUUUAGCAAAUUGCUUAUGCGGAUCUCAAAGUGUACCGCGGACGGGACACUGAAGCGCAACGGGUUAAACUGAGUGUCGGGCCGAGUCUGACUAACGUUUUGAAAGGCUAACGUUAUUCUAACGUAAGUCUGAAGCUAGCUAGAUUGGGAUAAUGUUGGAAAACCUCUAGGCUGGUAGUUGAUUUUAAAGUAAGUAAAAACACAAGAAUGGGGACAGGUAGUUUAAGAUUCGACCUAAAACAAUACCGUAUUUUCACGACCAAAAGGCGCACUGUACCAAAAGGCGCAGUCUCAGUUAUGUGUGCCAUUACUGUAUUUAACACACACAUAAGGCGCACCUGAUUAUAUGGCGAGGGUUUUAUAUACAAUACACGCCCACACUUCCCCCUUUAACGUUCUCAUGGUGUCCUCUACUACGUCCGCCUUACAACAACACACACACACACAAGCAUACAAGUGUGUGUAUUUAAAAAUAGAGCGGGAGCAAAACUGAGUUUGGUAUUCACAUUUUUUUUACCGGUAAUCGUCAUCAAUCAAACCCAUGGAAGUCCUCAUCCUCUGUUUCUGAAUUGAACAGCUGCGCUAAACCUCCAUCAAACAUGCCAGGUUCACUUUCUUCACUGUCAGAGUCACUUUCCGUGCCGUGCGGCGCCUCGGAAAUGAUGCCGGCUUUUGCGAAAGCUCGAACAGCAGUGCCAGCAGACACGUUAGCCCAAGCAUCUACAAUCCAUUCAGAAAUUGUGGUGUAACUUGCCCGGCGCUGCCUUCCACUCUUAGUGAAACUGUGGUCUCCAUUGGUCAUCCAUCGCUCCCACGCCGCUCGCAGCCUUACUUUGAACGGCCGGUUCACACCGAUGUCCAGCGGUUGGAGUUCCUUUGUCAGGCCUCCCGGAAUGACAGCAAGCUCAGAGUUCAUUUGCUUCACUUGUUUUUUCACAUCGGCUGUGAGAUGGGCACGCAUAGAGUCACAGAUCAACAGCGAUGGUGAUGCGUGGAAAAAACCACCUGGUCUACGUCCGCCUUACAACAACACACACAGGACGCACUGCACCAUAGGGCGCGCCGCACAAUUUGAAGAAAAUCUAAGACUUUUAUGUGCGCCUUAUAGUCGUGAAAAUACGGUAUUGAAGUUUUAUACAUGAUGAAAUAUGAACAAGGAUGUACUGUCAACUUCAUAUUUGAAGUAUUUUAUUUAAAUAAAUGUUCAAAAGUAACUGAAACACCAUGUUUGCCUCAUGAUAAAUACAUGUUACAUUAAUCCAGUUUGCUUGUGUGACCAGUAAUAACUACAAACUGCUCCUAAUCAAGUCAUGAUAAUUUUAUAAUAGUGGGCAAGUAGAAAUGACUGAAUAAAUUGAAUAGAGUAGUCUUCUAUGUCACUGUUUCUAAAACAGGGUGUUUUUCUGGACUAAUUAAAAAAAAAAAGGUGAAAAUUAAGAGUAUACCCACUUCUCCAGGGACCACUACACCACUGUGCAAUGCGUACCCGCAACAAAAGUAUAGGAACAUUUUUUGAAUUCAGAAAAGCCUUUAAUGUCAGGUGAAUUCACACACACAAGGAAUUUGACAUGGUGUAUAGCAGGGGACCCUAAACUACGGUCCGUGGGCCGGAUACGGCCCGCCUCUACAUUUGGCCCGACCCCCUGAACAACACCAGAGAGACAUUAUGAUUUUUUUUUUCAGUCUGGCCACACGAUCGAGACUAAUACAUGCACAGAACAUGACAUUCUACUGGAGCCUACAAAAGGCGGCAGGCCUUUUAUUAAAAAUAAUAACCAAAAACAAUAAUAUAUUUAUUUGGCCUCCUCAUGCUUUUUGCAUCUGUAAUAGUACAUAACAUAAAUUUUGUCAUUCAUUCGAGGCUGUAUGGACACUCACAAACUUGGAUACAUGCCUCUACAGAUGUCCAUUUGCAGAUCAAAAUUUGUGACAGUGAGGACUGUUUGCUCGUUAUGAGGAGACUGUCCAAGGUGAUUCUGUCGUCCAUACUUUUUUUUAUUUAGCAUUGGAAGAGCUGUAAUUGAAGUAGUCCCUCCUGAACUUUGAUUUGUGCACACUUUCCAUCAACAAUGUCCAGACACAGUGAUAAGCUUUGAAUUCUUUAGAAGUCUUGUUCUUUGUCUGCCCACUGUGUGUGGCACACCUCAGAGAUGUUUACAUUGACACAGUCCAUGGUCCAAUCUGUAACCAACUGCCAUAACCUGUAAAAACUACAAAAUCACAGUCUUUUAGAAACUUCUAUUGGAACCAAGUGUGUUUGCCUAAUGUGUUUAUCUGUGUUUGAUAUUAGGAGCAAUCUGACCAUCUGUGUAGCAGACCUUCAGGAACUUAUUGUAUUAUAAAUGGAACUAUAUUCAGUUUCAAAGUCAGCAUCGUACUGUGGACACAGAAGGCAUGAACUGGCCUCUCAGCAGCACUCACUAUCGAGCUGUAGCACUGCUUGUGAUCCAUACACGUAUAAUCUGGGCUCCUUCCAAAUCCUUUUGAGUCCAUCAAAAAAUCUGUUUUUGUUCUGUUUUCAGAAUGAAUUGGCUUAAGAGAUAAAAUGCCUCAUAAAAUGUUUAAUUUUGACUGCAAACUUUUAUGUUUUUC
This is a messenger RNA of Acanthochromis polyacanthus (spiny chromis), 5170 nucleotides long. It is a transcript of the gene lmnb2, whose product is annotated as lamin B2. Lineage: Eukaryota; Metazoa; Chordata; Actinopteri; Pomacentridae. The record is from RefSeq and is a predicted model, not a curated record. Bases 201 to 1919 code for a protein of 572 amino acids. The transcript has 13 exons.